UUGCAGAUGUUGUUUGUUAAACAAGUUCAAUCAAAAAGAGCUUGGCGAUUAUUUUUGCGAAGGUCAAUCACAACAGGGUAUAAAAUUGUUGAUCAUACAUUUGAUGCUGUCGUCGUUGGCGCAGGUGGAGCCGGACUUCGUGCGGCUAUGGGCCUUGCAGAAGGGGGAAUGAAAACCGCUGUUGUAACAAAAUUGUUCCCUACUCGUUCACACACCGUUGCCGCGCAGGGAGGGAUUAAUGCUGCGCUUGGCAAUAUGAAUCCAGAUGACUGGCGCUGGCAUUUUUACGACACUGUUAAAGGUAGUGACUGGCUUGGUGACCAGGAUGCCAUCCAUUAUAUGACUCGCGAAGCUCCAAGAGCUGUCAUAGAGUUGGAAAACUAUGGAAUGCCUUUCUCUCGUACAGAGAGCGGCAAGAUUUACCAGAGAGCAUUUGGAGGCCAAAGUAAUGAUUUCGGCAGGGGAGGUCAAGCACACAGGACUUGUUGCGUCGCCGACCGAACUGGUCAUUUUCUUUUACAUACUUUAUAUGGAGCCUCGCUUCAAUACAGUUGUCAGUAUUUUGUUGAAUACUUUGCUUUAGACUUGCUAAUGGAUAAAGAACGUUGUAUUGGUGUGAUUGCAAUGAAUUUGGAGGAUGGAAGCAUUCACCGUUUUCGUGCCUUGAACACUGUUCUUGCAACUGGUGGCUAUGGCCGAACUUACUUUAGCUGUACCUCUGCCCACACGUGCACUGGAGACGGAACUGCUAUGGUUUCAAGAGCUGGUUUAUGUAAUUCUGACAUGGAAUUUGAGAAGGGGGUUUUCUUAUUAACAGCGAAGGUGAACGAUUUAUGGAAAGAUAUGCACCCAUUGCAAAGGAUUUAGCUUCACGUG
Meloidogyne enterolobii is the source of this 876-nucleotide messenger RNA. The record is from the annotation of a GenBank genome assembly. Lineage: Eukaryota; Metazoa; Nematoda; Chromadorea; Rhabditida; Meloidogynidae.